AGGAGUUGACAUGCUCGAUCCCGGAUUGUGGGUGGAGCCCUCGGAUCAUGGAUGGAUGCAAGCAGCAGAUGCUCGGCUGACUCAGCGGGAGAGAUGCAAUAAGGAAUGCCGAACAACGGAUGCCUCGUAUUCCUGGCGGUCAAGGAUUAACUCGGGCCCGAUUUGCACUGCAUGACAUUCCAUUCGGCGAGUCAGUUGGGAUAUGCAGAACAUUACUAAGCGAGUCACAUUUCCUUAUGCAGUGUCUACGAGGGGCAAUAUCUGAUAGAACCCGACGGAGGGGCUUGAGCCGACAAGAAAUUGUGAUCGUGAUACAGGCAUGUCUUGACAUAGUCUUAGGUCCCAGCCAUUGACUUACAAGCAGGAUUCUCCACAGUUGAUGGAAACCCAUCAAUCUGAUAGCAGGAGAACACACAAGCGAUAGAGAGGUCUU
Aspergillus japonicus CBS 114.51 is the source of this 433-nucleotide messenger RNA. RefSeq lists its product as uncharacterized. The transcript is spliced from 2 exons. NCBI's taxonomy places the organism in Eukaryota, Fungi, Ascomycota, Eurotiomycetes, Eurotiales, Aspergillaceae. Bases 120 to 353 code for a protein of 77 amino acids. The record is from RefSeq and is a predicted model, not a curated record.